Molecule: messenger RNA, 1176 nt
Organism: Fusarium verticillioides 7600
Lineage: Eukaryota; Fungi; Ascomycota; Sordariomycetes; Hypocreales; Nectriaceae
Exons: 2
Coding region: 135-1013 (292 amino acids)
Cellular component (GO): cytosol
Molecular function (GO): magnesium ion binding; holo-[acyl-carrier-protein] synthase activity
Source: RefSeq, a predicted model, not a curated record
GUCUCUUCGGCUUCCGAGUCUCACAUGUCUUGUCACAGUCUCGUCUCAACUCCAUCACCUACUUCAAAUGGUUCUGUCACUGGAAGCCUGAAACGCUAGCUCUCCAGCAUUCCAAGGCAAUAGCUGUAGCAACGAUGAGUAGUGCCCAAUCCUCGCCUACGGUCAUCCAAUGGGUGAUCGACACUCGUCCACUUUGGCCCUCCGUUCUCAAGACCAAAGACCUCACAUCCGCUGCUUCACGUGCACUCUCACUUCUCACCGAGGAGGAACAAUCUUCUGUCCUGAGAUACUACCACGUCCGUGAUGCCAAGCUCGCUCUCGCUUCGGCUCUUCUUAAGCGCUACGCAAUCUCUCGCUUCUGUCACGUCCCCUGGUUCCAGGCCAAGACUACGCGAGACGCUCGAACUAAGCCUGUAUUUGUUUUGCCAAGCGGUGAUGAGCCGCUGAUCUUCAACGUCUCCCACCAGGCCGGUCUCGCGGUUCUUCUAGCUGUUCAUGAUCCGCCAAAGGGCCUUGCCAUAGGGGUUGAUGUUGUCUGUCCAUCAGAACGACGAGAUCGAGAUCUGAGCAGUUUAGAAGAGGAUGGGUGGGCAAGUUUCGUCGAUAUUCAUGCCGAUGUCUUUGGAGCGGGAGAAGUCUCAGCGCUUAAGAGCAUGAACCCUGUUCCUACAGCUCAAGACCGAGAUCGUGCAUUGCGCUACUUUUAUGCACUAUGGUGUCUCCGCGAAGCCUAUGUCAAGAUGACAGGGGAUGCUCUUCUGGCAAGCUGGUUGAAAGACCUCGAGAUGCACAACUUUGCCCCGCCAGAAGACAUGAAGGAAGCCCAAGAGGUUCGACUGAGAGGCAAGAAGGUUGAGGGCGUUGACGUGAGACUGGUGCCGCUACUCGAGGAGUACAUGAUCUCCACAGCUAUAAGAAAUGGUGAUAAUGGGGAGAGUAUCAAGCUCGGCGAGUUUCAAAAUCUUAAUAUGGAGGAAGUAUUGGAAUUUGGUGAAAAGGCACCUAAAUCAUGAUUAUAGAACGUUUUAUGAAUAAUGAGAAAUGUAAGCGCAAUUGUUGGACAAGAGUGUUUUUGUCUUCUUUGGUCAUUUCUCAUAGGCUAGUUAUAUGCAUCUCUCGAUAGACAGACUUCACAUUUCUAUCUUUAAAAGUUCUUGCCGAAGAACUCAAGAACUG